Nycticebus coucang (slow loris) is the source of this 907-nucleotide messenger RNA. RefSeq lists its product as uncharacterized. The coding region runs from base 1 to 699 and encodes 232 amino acids. Lineage: Eukaryota; Metazoa; Chordata; Mammalia; Primates; Lorisidae. The record is from RefSeq and is a predicted model, not a curated record. The transcript has 4 exons.
AUGGAUGAACCCUGUGACAACGCAGAUGCCCAGCAAAGGCAGGGUCUCCUGACAGCUACUCUGAGAGGGAAGUGGUCAGGCCGCUGGAUGUGCCACACAAAAGGAAGCCUGAGUGGCUGUCGGGAGGUGGGCAAGGCCCAGCGAACAAGGCGAGAGGAAGCUGGUGUGCAGCAGGGCAGAGGCCUGGUCCCCCCAACACACGGACCCCAGCCCCAGUGUCCUGAGCUUUUUGACCCCCUGGGACUCAGUGCCCUGGCCUGCCUGGGGAGCAGCCUGACACUGGGCAGGGAGGUGACAGCUGAAUGGCUCUCCAGGGCUGUGGUCCUGCACCCCUCUUUGAGCCUCCUUGCCAAAGGGCAGUAUCUGCCUGCAGAGCUCACCCUGAGGCAGGACCAAAAACAGCAGAAAGCACAGCAUUCUUCCCAGGAGCUGAUUCCUGCACCUACACUCUUCCCCCAUGCUCCCUGUGCUCAUGCCCAGGGCUCCUGUGUCCCCUGUGUGGGAGUCCCCCAGGGCUCCCUCAUCCCCAAGUGCUCUGCGCUCACACCCCCAGUGCUUAUGCCCGCCCCCCAAGCUCCCGUGCUCCGCAUGGUGGGGCACGAUGACAAGAGACGUAAGGAGUCACGGCCUCUCCAUCUGAGCUGGGCCAUGGCCAUCUCUGGAGACCUCUUGGUCUCACAGGUGGGCAUGAGCAUGUGACCAGCACCUGGCUAAGGAGACAUAGGAGGGUGUCUUCUGUGCAGAGAGGAGUGGCCGUGAGAGAGGGUGCUCCUAGAAGCACUGUUCCUACCAUGGCAAAGUUGGUGUGAAUCAAGGCAGUGUGCCUUGUACUCCCUGCCCUUGCUGGGUGAAGAUGUGAUGGCUGGAGCUGCAGCAGCCAUAUUCUGCCCUGGAGAAGGCAGGUGCA